Molecule: messenger RNA, 777 nt
Organism: Aspergillus pseudoviridinutans
Lineage: Eukaryota; Fungi; Ascomycota; Eurotiomycetes; Eurotiales; Aspergillaceae
Exons: 1
Coding region: 1-777 (258 amino acids)
Source: RefSeq, a predicted model, not a curated record
AUGGCCUACUACAGCUAUCUCGCCUUGAAGAGACCAGGUGACGGAAACGACGACAACUACAACUGGCUCGUUAUCUCCCCUGAUCGAAACAGUACCGAUACAUUCUUCCGUAUCCUGUUGGAGAACCAGCAGCUCAAACUAGGCAGCCAGAAAAACAAGGUUAUCAACAUCCACGAACUCAAAAGGGAGUCUUCUAGAUUCUGGACAAUCAACUGCGACGAUGGAGACGUUGGAGCAACACUGCAUUUUGCUCUUUCCGGCAAAAACGAGUCCGGCAACACUGCCGAAGGCACUGUCCUCAAUGAUUUGGUUGGCAAAAUCAAAGUCUACUGGAUGGGCGGCCGCACAGGGCUUCAGUGGAGAGUAAUCGCCCAGCAGACUGCUGUCAACGUGGACGAUGACUGGCUGUCUGGGUACAGUUUCUUCAUACGCCGACGGGGCUAUCCGAACUCCUACUGGUAUCAGAACGACAAAAAUACAACAAUUCUCUCUGACAACAAGCGAACUCGGUAUGUUGUCACUAUUACAGGGACCAGAGUCAUGUCUCCCAAGAUUCCUCUCAUCGCCAGCGACAGGAUAGUAAUCAGUAUCAUUGGUCCCGGUGGUGAAUUGCAGCCGAUCAGGAUCCGGAAAAGUGGUUCUGGGACAACUCAAAACAAAUUUUUGUUUAGCGAUUUCUUGACAAGCUUCAAUGUUGACAACAACGAAAUCGUCAUUUCGGAGCCAGGUACUGGGGAUAGCUUUGAGCUCUGUGAAGGAACCGCCUACAAUGCCUAA